This is a messenger RNA of Microdochium trichocladiopsis, 1892 nucleotides long. RefSeq lists its product as uncharacterized. Bases 74 to 1489 code for a protein of 471 amino acids. The transcript has a single exon. Gene Ontology annotation, cellular component: cytosol. The record is from RefSeq and is a predicted model, not a curated record. Gene Ontology annotation, biological process: guanine catabolic process. NCBI's taxonomy places the organism in Eukaryota, Fungi, Ascomycota, Sordariomycetes, Xylariales, Microdochiaceae. Gene Ontology annotation, molecular function: zinc ion binding; guanine deaminase activity.
GCCUUCUACUUCAUCCACACAUCAGACUCUAUUUUGAGUCAUUCCGACCUCAAGUACUGGCCACGCGCAAGCAAUGCACCUCAUAUUUCACGGCACCCUCAUCCACUCGGCCUCGCUGACCGAGCUCGAGAUCAUCGAGAAUGGCCUCAUCGUGAUCGACACCGAGGCCGGCGGCACCAUUGUGCACCUCGCCCGCAACAUCGCCGCCCCAGACGUAGACCGCCACCUCGAAGAAGCCGUCGCCACCGCCAGCAUCCCCAACCUCGACCUCGCUUCUUCCUCCUCCUCCUCUCCUUCGAGCUACUCGCUCCGCCGCCUCUCCCGCAGCGAGUUCCUCAUCCCGGGCUUCGUCGACACGCACAACCACGCCCCGCAGUACGCCCAGCGCGGCCUCGGCCAGAGCAUGCACAUCCUCGACUGGCUCGCGCAGGUCACUUUUCCCAACGAGGCCCGCUUCGCCGACCCGGAGCACGCGCGGCGCGUCUACGCCCGCUGCGUGCGCGGGUUCCUGCGCCAGGGCAUCACCACGGCGUCGUACUACGGCUCCAUGCACGCGGCGGCCACAAACAUCCUCGCGGACCAGUGCCUCGCCCAGGGCCAGCGCGCGUUUGUCGGCAAGUGCAACAUGAACCGCGAGGCGCCCGACUACUACCGCGACGCGAGCGCCCAGGCGUCCCUCGACGACACGCGCAGCUGCAUCGCCCACAUCAAGAGCAUCGACCCCAGGGGCGUGCUGCUGAAACACGUCCUCACGCCGCGGUUCGCCAUCACUUGCGACGAGGAGCUGCUCCGGGGUCUGGGCCAGAUCGCGCGGGAGGAGGAGGAGAAGGGGGAAGGUGGCCUGCCGAUCCAGACGCACUUCAACGAGGCGGAGCAGGAGAUUGUAUACACCAAGAAGCUCUUCCCCCAGUUCGACAACGAGGCGGACCUGUAUGAGCACUUUGGCUUGCUGGGGAGGCGGACGAUCCUCGCGCACUGCUGCCACAUGACCGAGUACGAGUUUGGGCGGCUCAGGGAGCUGGACUGCGGCGUGGCCCACUGCCCCGUGUCCAACAUGACGGUCGGGGGAGGGUUCAUGGCCGCGCCGAUACGGCAGUUCCUUAAGCGCGGGGUCAAGGUCGGGCUCGGGACGGACAGCGGCGGUGGGUUCUCGAGCAGCAUCCUCGACGCGAUGAGGCAGGCCCUCGUGGCCAGCAACGCGCACGAGGUGGCGAGCAAGGGGGAGGACAAAGGGCUCACCAUACCCGAGGUCUUCUACCUCGCGACCAUGGGAGGCGCCAGAGUGUGCUGUCUCGAGGAUAAGAUUGGCUCGUUUGAGGUGGGCAAGGAGUUUGACGCCAUCCUCGUCAACGCCGAUGCGCCAGGUGGUAUCAUGACCAUGGUCGAGGAGGAGGACUCGCUGGCGACCGUGUUUGACAAGUUUGUCAUGACGGGGGAUGACCGGAACAUGGAAGAGGUCUUUGUCCGAGGCAGGUCUGUCAAGGUCUAGCUAGAGCCCUGACCAGAGCUCUCGUGAAUGGUCGAGCAGGAUCGCGACCGUCAUGGCCAUGUCGUACGCUCGUGGCAUGGGCAAUGAAAUGUCACCUGACCAUAAACAUGCCCCCACCAAGGGUUCAAAAUGGCGAUGCCGGCGAGCCGAAGGCGUUCGUGUUGCACACCAGCACCAGGGAUGUGUAGCUGGGAGAACUUUUGCCACACUUGAGGUCUUCCAUUUUUUCGAGGGCCUCCGCUUCAAUGUCUGAGAUACUCGAAGUGUCUCGCUCAUCGGCCAACAUGUGGAUCUUUGGCGCUCGCUUUCCAGGAAUCAUAGCGGUCGGGCAGACAAGACUGCAUCCAAGACAUUCUUAAUGCCCAGAAUACAGUGACAACCCGUGCAGGCAGCUAAAGCUUCA